Sorex araneus (European shrew) is the source of this 1884-nucleotide messenger RNA. RefSeq names its product secretory carrier membrane protein 2 (gene SCAMP2). The transcript is spliced from 9 exons. Lineage: Eukaryota; Metazoa; Chordata; Mammalia; Eulipotyphla; Soricidae. Gene Ontology annotation, biological process: protein transport. Gene Ontology annotation, cellular component: recycling endosome membrane; trans-Golgi network membrane. The record is from RefSeq and is a predicted model, not a curated record. Bases 90 to 1076 code for a protein of 328 amino acids.
AGUGGAGGCUGUGGCAGGCGAGCGCUGCUGGGUCUGAGCGCCUGGAGGCAGGAGCACUCGCGGAGCCUGCCCGUUGGCCGCCGAUAGCCAUGUCGUCCUUCGACACCAACCCCUUCGCGGACCCCGUGGACGUAAACCCCUUCCAGGAUCCAUCUGUGACCCAGCUGACCAGUGCCCCGCAGGGCGGCCUCUCGGAAUUCAACCCUUUCUCCGAGACAAAUGCAGCAACAACGGUUCCUGUCACGCAGCUCCCUGGACCCUCUCAGCCCGCUGUGCUCCAGCCCUCUGUGGAGCCGACCCAGCCAAGCCCCCAGGCUGUGGCCUCCGCGGCCCAGGCCAGCCUGCUGCGGCAGCAGGAGGAGCUGGACAGGAAGGCAGCUGAGCUGGAGCGGAAGGAGCGGGAGCUGCAGAACACGGCGGCCAGCCUGCACGUGAGGGAGAACAACUGGCCCCCCCUGCCCUCCUGGUGCCCGGUCAAGCCCUGCUUCUACCAGGACUUCUCCACAGAGAUCCCGGCCGACUACCAGCGCAUCUGCAAGAUGCUUUACUAUCUCUGGAUGCUGCACUCGGUGACUCUGUUUCUGAACCUCCUCGCCUGCCUCGCCUGGUUCUUGGUGGACACCAGCAAGGGGGUCGACUUUGGCCUCUCGAUCCUGUGGUUUCUCAUCUUCACCCCCUGUGCCUUCCUGUGUUGGUACCGACCCAUCUACAAGGCCUUCAGGUCCGACAACUCCUUCAGCUUCUUUGUGUUCUUUUUCAUAUUUUUUUGUCAGAUAGGCAUCUAUAUCAUCCAGUUGGUCGGCAUCCCUGGCCUGGGGGACAGUGGUUGGAUCGCAGCCCUGUCCAUCGUGAAGGAGGACCUGGCCGUGUCCAUCAUCAUGAUGGUGGUGGCCAGCUUCUUCACCCUCUGCGCCGUGCUCUCGCUCUUCCUGCUGAAGCGGGUGCACUCGCUGUACCGCAGGACGGGGGCCAGCUUCCAGCAGGCCCAGGAGGAGUUCUCGCAGGGCAUCUUCAGCAGCAGGACCUUCCGCAGCACCGCCUCGUCAGCUGCCCGGGGCGCCUUCCAGGGGAACUAGGCCUUUGGGGCGCCUCCCCCAGCCUCCUCGCCUGCCUUCUGAGCUGCACUUUCCAUGGGUGCCUUAAGCAGGGGUGCAGCCCGGCACAGACCCCGGGUGGAUCUGGCCGUGGCUCCUGCUCCUUCCUCAGCUGCCUCUCCCUUCUGCCCAGGGGGACGGGAGGGAGGGCCUGGCACUUGUCUUCCACAAGAGAGAAGGAAAGGAACAAAGCUGUCUUUCCUCCUCUGGUGGCAGUUCGGUCUGGUAGGGUCCUUUUGUCUCUCUGAAAGCAAUGGGGCUAAGCUCCCCCCAGUACACACAUGUGCGCGCGCACACACACAUGCACACAUGCACAUACACACGCACAUAUUCAGAUCCCUGGUUGACCUGGGCCCACCCAGCCGGUGUUUUCUUUCUGUUGAUUUUGGGGACACGCCUGGCAGCGGUGCUCAGGGGCUACUCCCAGUGGUGCUUGGGGACCACGCAGUGCCGAGGGCCAGACCCAGGCUUCCCACAGCUGUGCUCCAGGCCUUGGAGCUCUUGGAGUUUUCUUUUCGCCCAGGUCUUGGGACUGUGCUCCUUGCCCAGCUGGUCUGGCCUCACCUAAAUUUGACUGCACAGACCCAGCCUGUGGUAUCAGAGGUGGCCCCACUUCCUGCCCUGCCUGGAAGGAUGUGCGGGAAGGGCAUCCCUUUAGAAGAGCCGUCGUGGGCCUGUGGCCAACUCUGUCUCCAUGUCACCCUCUCCGUCUCCAGGCUCACGCUGGUCCCCCAGGCGCUUCCCUGUCUGUGUUUCUUACACACAGACUUGGAGCCCCCACAGGCCCUCC